Molecule: messenger RNA, 2035 nt
Organism: Zingiber officinale
Lineage: Eukaryota; Viridiplantae; Streptophyta; Magnoliopsida; Zingiberales; Zingiberaceae
Exons: 2
Coding region: 317-1807 (496 amino acids)
Biological process (GO): sesquiterpene biosynthetic process
Molecular function (GO): cyclase activity
Source: RefSeq, a predicted model, not a curated record
AAUUGAGACAACCAUCAUGGUGGCAGCAAAGGGAAAAAAGUUUAGCAUAAAUUGCCAUGGCUGAUAGGUCUUGCUCUUCCUCAUCGGCAACUGCGCAUUAGGUUCUCCACCUCAAGUGUUUCGUGGAAAUUGAUGUGUCUGCGUGUUUUUUUUUUUCUCUCCUCUUCUUGCAGAGAAUGAUGGGGGUUUGUGAAUGAUCCCCCUUUUGCUCAAGGAUGUUUUUUUUUUCCUGUUCUUUCUUUGAGAAGAUGAAUCUUUGAUCCCCUUCAGCCCCCAACAAGAGAUUUCAGAAGAAGAAAUCAGACACAAGCUCUAGAUGAGUUCAUCUGAGCAUGGCGAGUGCAUAACCGAUACGAGAGAGGAUGUGCCUGAUUCGAUAACCAGGCUUAUGGAUUACAUUCCCAUCUGCAUACCCACAGUCGACCAGGAGCUACCGGGUCAAAAUCACUCAGAAAAAAGAUUCCUAGAUUUUCUGAGAGCUAAGCCAUCCACAGAUUGGUUCUUUACCCGUCGUCGUUUCCGCGUUCCAUUUGUUCGAAAAAUCGACCGGAGAGCAUUGAUCAGAUACUUGAAGAAAUGGAUAAAGAACCCGGAGAACAUUGCUCUUGUUAUCUGGUUGAUGUUUGUUGCAGCUGGUCUCUUCAUGCUGUUUCUAGUUAUCACUGGGAGUCUAAAUCAAGUCAUACGAAGUAGCACCGAAAGAAAGAAAUGGACCGAGAUCAUCUAUCAAAUUCUCAAUGCCCUUUUCACAAUCAUGUGCAUAUAUCAGCACCCCAGAUUGUUCCAUCAUUUGGUGCUUUUGUGCCGAUGGAGGUUACCGGACAGAGUGGCACUACGGGCAGGCUACUGCAAGGAUGGAUCUCGAAGAGCUCACGAAAGGGCUCACAUAAUGCUAGUCGUCAUCCUCCUCCACAUAACUAUCUUUUCCCAAUAUGUGCUCUGUGGCCUUUACUGGGGAUAUUCAAGGAAGGAUAGGCCAGAUUGGGCUGUUAAUCUGUGUACAGGCAUCGGUAUCGCAGCUCCAAUAAUUGCUGGUGUUUACUCAGUUUUCGGCCCGAUAGGAAGAAAUUCUGAUGAUCCUGAAGAUGCUACUGUCACACAAGAAGUUCAAUCCGAGCUUGUGAUUUAUAACAACAGAAGAGUAGUUGUGACCAAUCCUGAGUGGAUCGGGGGGCUCUUCGACUGUUGGGAUGAUAGAACAGUUUGUUUGGCCUCAUUCUUUUGCACAUGUUGUGUGUUCGGAUGGAACAUGGAGCGACUUGGACUCGGUAAUAUGUAUGUUCAUAUAGUCACCUUCUUACUUCUAAUUGUGGCUCCUCUAAUGGUCUUCAGCGUCUCUGCCCUCAAUGUCGAGAACAAUGCGAUCAGGUACAUCGUCGGAGUAAGUGGCAUCUUACUUGGUGUUUUUGGGCUAGUUUAUGGUGGCAUUUGGAGGACCCAGAUGAGGAAAAGAUUCAAACUUCCUGCAAAUCCCUUCUGCUGUGGCUAUCCAGCAGUUACAGAUUCAUUGCAGUGGCUCUUCUGUUGGUCCUGUUCUUUAGCUCAGGAGGUGAGAACUGGAAAUUUUUAUGACAUUGAAGAAGAUAGCUUUUGUAAGGAGGCGAAAACUGAAGACGGAGUUUUGGUGCCUCUGCCAAGGGAAGAUGGAUCAGGUUUUACGGUUACGUCGAAUGGGAAGCUUCUCCUUAGGAGCUCUUCUUGUCCGGCCACACUUGAUCCUCCAAGUCACUUAUCAUACUUGAGAUCUUCCACUCAACAUGUUAUGGUUCCACCUCUUCCAGCCCUGAUGCAAAUAGAUGAAGACUAGUUAGCAAAGGACAUACUUUUUGCUAGUGAACAAGCAUCACAAAUGUUCCAAUCAUCGACCGAUAUCUAUAAGGUUGAUCAGUUUGAAUGACUCUUUCUAAAUUCUUGAAUCUCGAGAGACAGAUCUUUUAAGAAAAAUUCUUUUGUAAUGCGAUACUUUAAUUUGCUUAGAGCAAAUGCUUCAUGUACCUUUCACAGAACUUGAAAAUUGGCCUGCAAGAAUUUGUAA